Molecule: messenger RNA, 3076 nt
Organism: Dicentrarchus labrax (European seabass)
Lineage: Eukaryota; Metazoa; Chordata; Actinopteri; Moronidae
Gene: melk
Product: maternal embryonic leucine zipper kinase
Exons: 18
Coding region: 194-2266 (690 amino acids)
Biological process (GO): microtubule cytoskeleton organization; protein phosphorylation; intracellular signal transduction
Cellular component (GO): cytoplasm
Molecular function (GO): ATP binding; tau-protein kinase activity; protein serine/threonine kinase activity
Source: RefSeq, a predicted model, not a curated record
ACAAGGGGGCGGGCGAAGCACAAACCGGAAGCAGGAAGAGGAAUCAACGUCGACGUGCGAAAUUCAAACUUCUGUGACAAAACAACGCUGAGAUACAAAGCAUAUGGUGAACUGAUUGGACCUCCUACCCCUCUCGUUUUCACACAAAUCCAGGGAGGUUUUUAUUUCUCACCGUGAGGCUGAAGCAGGGAGGAUGCCGGUGGAAAGGACUGAGCACCGCGGAGCCGACGAGCUCUUCAAGUACUACGAGCUCUAUGAGACGAUCGGCUCAGGAGGCUUUGCUAAAGUCAAGCUGGGUCGUCACAUCCUGACAGGAGAGAAGGUUGCCAUUAAAAUCAUGAACAAGAAAGAUCUAGGGGAUGACCUGCCUCGUGUGAAGGUGGAGAUUGAGGCCAUGAAGAGCCUGAGUCAUCAGCACGUCUGUCGCCUCUACCACGUCAUAGAGACCUCCACCCAGAUCUUCAUGGUGCUGGAGUACUGUACGGGUGGGGAGUUGUUCGACUACAUCAUAGCAAAGGACCGUCUGUCCGAGGAGGAGACCAGGGUGUUUUUCAGACAGAUUGUGUCUGCGAUGGCUUAUGUCCACAGCCAGGGAUAUGCACACCGGGACCUCAAACCGGAAAACUUACUGAUUGAUGAAGACCACAACUUGAAGCUCAUAGACUUUGGAUUGUGUGCCAAACCUAAGGGAGGUUUGAAUUAUGAGCUGAUGACGUGUUGUGGGAGCCCUGCGUACGCUGCUCCUGAACUCAUCCAGGGAAAAGCAUAUAUUGGUUCAGAGGCUGAUGUGUGGAGUAUGGGAGUGCUGCUGUUCGCUCUGCUCUGUGGAUACCUGCCCUUUGAUGACGACAACUGCAUGGUCCUCUACAGGAAGAUUGCAAGAGGUAAAUAUGAUAACCCUCGGUGGCUCUCUCCAGGCAGCAUCCUCCUCCUCAACCAGAUGAUGCAGGUGGACCCCAAGCGGCGUAUAACUGUUCGACAGCUGCUGGACCAUCCCUGGGUGAUGAAAGAAUACAACAGCCCUGUGGAGUGGCACAGCCGGCAGCCGCUUGGGCACAUAGAUGUGGACUGUAUCACUGAGAUGGCUGUCAACAUGAAACGAUCGAGGGAGAGCACCACAGCGCUGGUCAAGGAAUGGCGGUAUGACCAGACCACAGCCACCUACCUGCUGCUGCUGUCAAAGAAGCAGAGGGGCAAACCUGUCCGCCUACGCCCUGAACCACCAGUCUGUGAGGACUCUUGCUCUCCACUGCACCAGGGAAUACAGGCUAGGGAAGGCCUUCACUACAGCGAGGAUGAAGAUGCUGUCAUUGUGGGUUCCCUGGACUUUUGCUCAGACUACACUGAUGAUUGCCCGUGGGUUUCAGUCACACAGUAUACACCCCAGGGGGUCAGAGGUCAGCCAGAUGGAGCUGCAAACAACAAAGAUGCGAGACUAGCAUCUCCAUCAGUAGAGAAAAGAUGUGCUUACAGCCCAACCCCAGAGAGGGUGCGAACGACCACACAGCACGGACAGGAGAGGAGGGACAGAGUCCAAGUGCGAACUAGUGAGAACAAGGAGAAUAUCGCCGUGCAGGACAAAGAUGUCGAAAUAUUUGCGUUGCCUCCUCCUCGAACUCCGGUGUCCAGUAAGAAGAACGCACGACCCAACAGGAAUGUUUUGACCACACCAAAUCAAAAUGCUAACGUCAAUGGCACUAAAACCAAUGCAGGCACACCAAAAGUUGCAGGUGCAGGCAGUGCCUCUAAAGAGCACAAUAAGAAGAGGGCAGCAGAGAACAAGGAGCUUCCCAACGUUGAAAUACUGGCCUUCAGUCCUGAGCGAAGGUCUCGGUCUUUGGACAUGGCUGGUAUGGGAGACAGCGGGAAGAAGAAGAGAGGAGGGAAGGUGUUUGGUUCCCUGGAGAGAGGCCUGGAUAAAGUGAUCACAAUGCUCACUCCCAGCAAGAGACGAGCCCUGCGUGACGGCCCACGAAAGAUCAAGGCGCAGUACAACGUCACUCUGACCAGUCAGACCAACCCAGACCAGGUCCUUAAUCAGAUCCUCUCCAUCCUGCCGGAGAAAAACGUCGAUUUCACACAGAAAGGCUAUACUCUGAAGUGUCAAACCUGGGGCGACUUUGGGAAGGUAACCAUGGCAUUUGAGCUGGAGGUGUGCCUGCUCCAGAGGCCGGAGGUCGUUGGGGUCCGCCGCCAGAGGCUGAAGGGCGACGCCUGGGUCUAUAAGCACCUGGUGGAAGACAUCCUCUCCACAUCCAAGAUCUAAAUAAUGCACUUUCCUGUCAAUAUCACUUCCAGUGUCAGUGGACACUAGCUUUUUUGUGUCAGCAACAUGACACACCCAUUGUCCAAGAAUGUAGGAUGAUUGAUUAGUGAUUGAUGUACAGAUCCGAACAUAGGAUGGUAUCUCAGCAACAUUAAUGAUCAGUCCUACAUUAUUUAUAGUGAAUAUUUGAAAUUGUCCACAGGCCAACCUGCAAUCCCCAGAGUACAUGUUACGUUAAAUUUAUGAGCAUUACAUGUCAAGAAUCUGUAAGGAAUAUCUUGUUUUAUGUAGAAUAUUGUUGUUUUACUUCCCGCUUUCAUAAGGUGUGUGUGUGUGUGUGUGUGUGUGUGUGUGUGUGUGUGUGUGUGUGUGUGUGUGUGUGUGUGUGUGUGUGUGUGUGUGUGUGUGUGUGUGUGUGUGUGUGUGUGUGUGUGUGUGUGUGUGUGUGUGUGUGUGUGUGUGUGUGUGUGUGUGUGUGUGUGUGUGGCUAUUUACAGCAUACCUUCUGGCUACUUAUUACCAUAUUUAUGUCUUGAUGUUGUUAUUCAUCCCUGUAGGUGCUAAACUUGAUUGAAUAACAUAAAGCAGCAGAACAAUUAUUAAUUUACUGUCAUUGUUUUUUGAUGUACAUGUACGUGUUUACAAUUCUUCCGUUAUGACAUUUUUACAUGGUUGUCUGUUGUAGGAUGUGUCUGCUUUACUUUCUUAUUAGUGCUUCUUGUCUAGUUUUAAACUGUCUGUCACAUCGUAUCUGUAAGAUUUUUACUGGCAUGUAAAAGGAGCAAAAUAAAUGGUUUCUGUUAAAUGUAA